ACCUUAAGUCAACAUUAAAUUCAGCUAUCCAGUUAUUAUCAUUAACUCUGCAUGCAGUAGCUCAACACGCAUUGCAUGAAAACAAGCUGAGUGAAAUCUGCAGCUUCUGAGUAAACCACACACUGAAAGAACUCACCAUACUUAGAAGAAAGUUACUUCCUCAUUUAGGAACAUUUCAGAUGCUUCAAACUUAUUUCCUUUUUUGCCAACACAAUGAAGGAAAAAUCUUGCUUUUGCAUGACUUUGUCUUCCUUGUGGGAACAGAUGGUGAAGGCUUACAAAUACAUGACUGGUAUUUUUUCAGUGACUCAUACCUCAGAGCAACAGGCUUCAGAUCACGACGAGCAGCCAACCAAGAUGGAUGUAAGCUUACUUGAGGAGCAGUAUGACUAUAUAAAACAGAAGCAAAAGCUGCAAUCUCACAUUAUUGUAUUCAAAACAGGUGAAAAUGAAUCUGUUCUCUCAGAAUCAAUGGUCAAUGCUGUUUUAAUUAAUAAGAAUGCUAGGAAAUCAAAAUCAUUUAAAGAGUGUGUUCCUGUCAGAAAGGUCAGACUAGAGUUGACCAGCAACGGCAACCUACAAGACAGCUCACCAUGGCGUACCCAUCUGGGUAUCCAUCGCCUAGCGCAAGCCUCUCACCGAGAAGUUCCCCUUGAUCUUUCCCACUGCAAGAACGGACCAUGUAGUUUUGACAAUCAGAGACUAAUUCCAAAGCAAAAUAGCACACUGCAACACAAGGAAUUAGAAACAGUGAGUGAACAACCCGUGCUCAAUCAACUGGGAAGUUCAAGCACAUUGAACAGCUUCAGCAAAGAGAACAGCAGCAACAUUUCAGGCAUCUGCCAGAAGUCUCCUUCAAAAUCACCUACUUCAGCGGUCUGGACACAUCAACAUGCAUCUUCCACACCAUGUACGCCAGCCUGGAACAAACUAAACUUUUACCCUUUCCCUCAGAAAAAAACACCCAGAAUUUCUGAAGCAGCAAGAAGGCUUGGAUUGUAUGUCUCACACUGAAAAAAUUCAGUAGUAUGUAAAAUUUAGACAAAAACCUAAGUAAAACUGCAGCAUAAUAGUCUUCCCAGUUACUGAUUGACCUGCUGAGGAUCUAGCAAUCUGAUUAGCCAAGGAAGAUUCUUACUACAUAAUCUGUUGUUUUACAGUACAAACACUGUUAGAAGAAGUGUCGUCAUGAUAAUGCUGGACUGCAACAACAGAUAGUCCUAGAGUACUACUAAAUAUAUAUACUCACUUUUGUUCUUCCACAUAUAGGAGCAAUUUUCUCUUUUUAUUUUCUCCUACAUUCAGAUUACUGAUUUUAUCACAGCAACAUUAGAAACAUUUGAAAGCUAUAGCAAAAAUUAGCAGAACUGCUUAUAAAGCAACUAGGCUAGAUUUCAGUCUGGUACAAUUUGAUUAGAUGAUAAGCAAUAAAUGAAACAGUAUUAAAGGGGAUGUAUUGGUACAUUUGAGUUAAAGUAUGAUUUCAUAAUUCACUUUCUUUGGGAAAAAUAUCCAUGAUACAUUUUCAUGUGUGUAUUUUUAAAUCAAUUAAUAAAAAUUAUGUUCAUUUC
This is a messenger RNA of Dromaius novaehollandiae (emu), 1571 nucleotides long. It is a transcript of the gene C2H9orf152, whose product is annotated as chromosome 2 C9orf152 homolog. Bases 214 to 1014 code for a protein of 266 amino acids. The transcript has 2 exons. The record is from RefSeq and is a predicted model, not a curated record. Lineage: Eukaryota; Metazoa; Chordata; Aves; Casuariiformes; Dromaiidae.